Molecule: messenger RNA, 1314 nt
Organism: Manis pentadactyla (Chinese pangolin)
Lineage: Eukaryota; Metazoa; Chordata; Mammalia; Pholidota; Manidae
Gene: SUCLG1
Product: succinate-CoA ligase GDP/ADP-forming subunit alpha
Exons: 9
Coding region: 61-1101 (346 amino acids)
Biological process (GO): tricarboxylic acid cycle
Cellular component (GO): succinate-CoA ligase complex (ADP-forming); mitochondrion
Molecular function (GO): succinate-CoA ligase (GDP-forming) activity; succinate-CoA ligase (ADP-forming) activity
Source: RefSeq, a predicted model, not a curated record
CUUCCUGCUCUUGCCUCGGCCCCUGCCAGGUCCUCGGGGGCCUGGGAGUGUCAUUGGUGGAUGACCGCAGCCCUUGCUGAGGCCGCUGUCACUGCGACCAUGGCCCCUGGCAGCAGUGGCCUCUCCGCCGCCCGCCUCCUGUCUCGCUCCUUCCUCCUGCAGCAGAAUGGAAUUCGGCAUUGUUCCUAUACAGCUUCCCGGAAACACCUCUAUGUUGACAAAAAUACGAAGAUUAUUUGCCAGGGAUUCACUGGUAAGCAGGGCACCUUUCACAGCCAGCAGGCAUUGGAAUAUGGCACCAAACUCGUCGGAGGAACCACUCCCGGGAAAGGAGGCCAGACGCAUCUUGGCUUACCGGUCUUUAAUACUGUGAAGGAGGCCAAAGAACAGACGGGAGCAACGGCUUCCGUCAUUUACGUCCCUCCUCCUUUUGCCGCUGCUGCCAUUACUGAGGCCAUUGAGGCCGAAGUGCCCCUGGUCGUGUGCAUCACUGAAGGCAUCCCGCAGCAGGACAUGGUGCGGGUCAAGCACAGACUACUGCGCCAGGGAAAGACGAGGCUGAUUGGGCCAAACUGCCCUGGAGUCAUCAAUCCUGGAGAAUGCAAAAUUGGCAUCAUGCCUGGCCAUAUUCACAAGAAAGGAAGAGUUGGUAUUGUGUCCAGAUCUGGCACCCUGACGUACGAAGCAGUUCACCAAACGACACAAGUUGGAUUGGGGCAGUCUUUAUGUGUUGGCAUUGGAGGUGAUCCUUUUAAUGGAACAGAUUUUAUUGACUGCCUUGAAAUCUUUUUGAGUGACCCAGCCACAGAAGGCAUAAUAUUGAUUGGUGAAAUUGGUGGUAAUGCAGAAGAAAAUGCUGGAGAGUUUUUGAAGCAACACAAUUCAGGUCCCAAGGCCAAGCCAGUGGUGUCCUUCAUAGCUGGUUUAACGGCUCCUCCCGGCAGGAGAAUGGGUCAUGCAGGGGCAAUUAUUGCUGGAGGAAAAGGCGGCGCUAAAGAGAAGAUCUCUGCUCUUCAGAGUGCAGGGGUGGUUGUCAGCAUGUCUCCCGCGCAGCUGGGAAGCACCAUCUACAAGGAGUUUGAAAAGAGGAAGAUGCUAUGAAGGAAAACAGAAGUUCCUUGAACCUGUGGAAUGAAUCAUAGAAAUGUGAGCAGCAGCAGUUUGCUUCUAUUACCCACUGAUUGGCAGCCGGUGUGCCUGUCUCUGGCCUUUCCCGGCAGCGCCACGUCAGGCAAGGUUUAGAAUGUCCUAGAUUGAGAUGACGUCACCUCAUCGUGUAACAGAGACAGCCAAUAAAUCUACCUUUGAUUUGAA